AUGCUACGCCAACCUCACUCGAUUCAGUUGAUCACCCGGUCUCGUCGCUCAUCCGCGCCCGUCGCUCACCCGCUCUCGUCGCUCACCCCCUCUCCUGCUCUCGUCGCUCACCCGCUCUCGUCGCUCACCCGCUCUCGUCCGCUCUCGUCGCUCACCCGCGCUCGUCGCUCACCCGCGCUCGUCGCUCACCCGCUUUCGUCGCUCAUCCGCACUCGUCGCUCAUCCGCUCUCGUCGCUCAUCCGCGCUCGUCGCUCACCCGCGCUCGUCGCUCAUCCGAUCUCGUCGUUCAUCCGUGCUCGUCGUUCAUCCGCGCUCGUCGUUCAUCCGCACUCGUCGCUCAUCCGCACUCGUCGCUCAUCCUCGCUCGUCGCUCAUCCGCGCCCGUUGCUCACCCGCUCCCAUCGCUCACAUCACCCCUUCCCUUACCCCUCUCGUCCUCGCACUACCUCCUGCCGCCCCCCCAUCUUACCCCCUCCUUCCCUGCGCAUUUACCUGCUUCCAUUCCCUCGUCUUACCCCUCUCGUUCCCCUACACGUAUCUCCUUCCUCUCCUCCCCGCCUUUCCCCACUUUCCCCUUUAUUCCAUUGCGUAACACCCUGCAUCCCCCCUCUAACCGCCCUCCACUUCCCAACUCACCGCCCUCCUUCCCAGCGAAGUGCCAAGCUCUCACGGUCCACCUUUCCCCCUCUCCGUCUCUUCUUCCUUACCCAUCUGCAUCUAUCCUGCUGUUCCCUUCUGCAUCUCUGCACCCUUCCUGUGCUGCAUCUCUCCUCGGGGAAUAG
This is a messenger RNA of Closterium sp. NIES-65, 783 nucleotides long. NCBI's taxonomy places the organism in Eukaryota, Viridiplantae, Streptophyta, Zygnematophyceae, Desmidiales, Closteriaceae. The record is from the annotation of a GenBank genome assembly.